GAAUGUAAAUAAAAACAGCUUUUUUUUGUUGCCUCCACGUUUGUGCCAAUCUCAGAGUGUUGGUAGUGUGGCGAAAAAAUGCUGUUCUACUAUGGUUUAUUUACGAAAAAUAUAUUUAGCUGUGAUACACUUUGAGUAAUUCGCUUCUUGCACUCUGGGGAGGUUUCGUCGCCAUCGUAACAGUAACAGUGGCAGCAGCCAGUGGUGAUCAAAGACAAUUUCUCAGCUUAAACCGGUGGCGAUUCUAUGGGGAAUCGAAUCAAAAUUCUGUUCAGUACCGUCAACGUUGGAGGAGACAUGUGAGAAUCGAAAUAAAAUCACAACGCAAUAUCUGCUCGAUCGAUUGCAUUAUCGAGUAAUGUGAAUAUGCUAGUAGUUUCGAUUGUUCCAGAGUAUCGUUUGGGAAAAAUAUGGAAGUGAGCUGCUAUAAACGUGUCGACGGAUUGGAAACUGAUGACGAAUAAUUGUUCGACGUCAGCGUGUAAAUAUUUUAAUCGAUCCUAUGCAAUUUAGAAACAAAACAUGUUUUGAGUGAGAGCAACGCAGACAAGUGUAAAUUUGUUGUGUACAGUUAAUUGCGUUAUCAAAAGAAGAAAAAAAUCAGUGAACGGUGCAAAGUAAACAUAAGAAAGAAGUGUCUUGCGUAAAUAAAGUAGAAUAAAAAUAAUCGAAAUAAUAAAACAAGUGUGUAUUGGCCUCUGUUGAAGAUCGUGACGGAAGCCGCAGUGCUUAGUGUGUGUGUGUACUACGUACAGGGAUUUGAUUUACAAAAAUAAUCUGUGACACGGGUAUUAGCGCAAGUGGAUUGCAUGUAAACACACCCAUUAACUCUCACACGUAACUCUGAUACGUAUUCAGUGUCGUCGUAUUCAAAUACAGAUCGGACGGGAGAUCGCGCGCGUGUAGCCGCCGCAAGUUGUAGUUUCCCAGCUGCAACGGUUAGGCUUUGAAGAUGGAUUCUUUCGGGUCACCCUGGCCGGCAUCACCACGAAGUGGUCUGGAAGGUCUGUCAGAUGACGGUGUUCCAAUGGAUGCUCUUGCGGAGCUGCAGGAUGGUACCUUUGAACCGCAGACACGAGCUCGCUCGAACACAUGGCCUCUUCCUCGGCCGGACAACUUUGUCGAGCCAGAAGCUGAAUCCGAAAGCAAUAAGUGCAGCACUCAGCAAUUGGCAACUACAGGUGCCAAUGCAAAUCAACCGCAAUCAGUGUCGUCCACCACCAAGAAAAACUCAUCGCGUCGCAACGCUUGGGGUAACCUAUCGUACGCUGAUUUAAUUACACAAGCAAUUAGUUCAGCAGGUGAUAACCGGCUAACGCUCAGUCAGAUCUAUGAAUGGAUGGUGCAGAAUGUGCCAUAUUUUAAAGAUAAGGGUGACUCCAACAGUAGCGCAGGAUGGAAGAAUUCAAUCAGACACAAUCUAUCACUGCACAAUCGUUUCAUGCGAGUACAGAAUGAAGGAACCGGUAAAUCGUCCUGGUGGAUGCUGAAUCCGGAUGCGAAGCCCGGCAAAUCGGUCCGCCGGAGAGCCGCCUCGAUGGAGACAUCCAAGUAUGAGAAACGACGGGGCAGGACGAGAAAACGGGUCGAAGCGAUCCGACAGCAGGCGGCUCUUGGGUUGGCAACCAACCCUCUGAACGAUGCUACCCCCUCCCCAAGCAGUAGUGUUAGUGAAAAUCUGGAUUCGUUCCCCGAAAGUCCGCUGCAUAGUGGUACCUUUCAACUGUCCCCCGAUUUCCGGCAACGUGCCUCGUCGAAUGCGAGUUCUUGUGGUCGCUUAAGUCCAAUCCAGUCAAUAGUGGGCAUCGAAAACACAUGGACCUACCCGCCAGACCUGGCGGAACUAUCAGACAAUCCGGACGCCAGCCAAACAGUGGAACCAGAGCUCAAUGCACAGGGGCAGACGCAGUUAGACCAGUUGGCUGGAUCACUAGCAGAUGAACUCACUCUACAGCAGACUGAUUUCUUCAAAGGAUUCAGUCAAACUUCGAUCCAUAAUCAACCUCCGCCGCCAUAUCAACCACCGCAGCCGUACUCCCUGCAUGCGACUGUGGCUCAGCCGUUCGGUUUCCAGAACCAGUGUCCUAUCCACCGCCUGCAACAGUGCACCUGCAUGCUGCAAAAUAAUACCCGUGAGAGCAUGUCGCCCGCUUCAGGAACUGGAAUGUCGCCAUCGUAUCCGCACAGUGAACCAUCGCCAGAUUACGCCAUGCUGGUGGGAGCCCGUGUGAUACAGCGAACGCCUUCCACGAGUCCCCCCUUGACGCCCAACACCGUCUGCGGUAUGGUCACUGCGCCUCAGAGCGACAACACCCCACAGACGCUAAUGGGUCAAUUCAUGGAAGCUCUGAACAGUCAAACCAAUAUAGACGACAUAAACAUCAACCUGGAGUCUUUUCCCGGAGGACUAGAGUGCAACGUUGAUGAAGUGAUAAAACACGAACUGAGUAUGGAAGGAUCUCUCGAUUUUAACUUUCCAAUGUCAAACAACAGCACAUACACGCCGACUAACAGUUCUAACUCCCAGGACUCGACCAUUAGUGCAAUAGCCGCGACGCCGAACCAGGCCACGGCACCACAUCCUCAUGGUCAAUAUACAGCAAGGACGAGCGUCACUCCACCGUCAUGGGUGCACUGAGGAUGGCUGUGAAUUGGAGCGUACUAAAAAAUUCCUCCACCGCGAACGGGCCAUUCGCCGAGAGCUGCUGGAGGAAAAGCGCUCCAAUGAUUCUAUCAUCGAUAGCAAAACCAGACUACACCCAAUUAGCUGCUGUGAAUCACAUCGCAGCACACACAAUUCUGGAAGUAUGAAAACAUUCGGUCAAGGCUGUUUAUUAUCGUAUCGGAUUGCAUUGACGGCUAAAAUGAUACUUAUCAAUAUCAUAUAGAAUAUGAUACAGACUACAGUCGGGGUCAUGCUGACCCGAGCCUGAACGGAUUCGAUCUAAACGAAACUUCCAAAGUCCCAUCAUCCCAUCCCUGUUUGGUUCAGCACUGUGGCGGGGUAAACAACAAUUAAACAAAACGAAAAAAAAAUCUGAUACCAGUUUUUGCUGUAGAACUCAAUAAGACAAAUAGUGGAAAUUAGUGCUGUUUUAAGUUGUAACAGGCAUAACCUGGUUUGUAUAGUAAGACUAAGUUUGUUUGUCGUAAGUAUUUUUUUUUUUCUGUUGUUUUGUUUAAAUCAUUGCUUAUGGUUAUAAUUAGUUGGUUGACUUUUGUUAGCAACGAAAUGAUACAUCUAGACUAUUUUUGUAUCUAUUGAAAAUGGUAGUGAUAUUACAGUUAGGCUCAGGCUUAUAGUUAAGCUUAAAAUUAGGUUAUUUAAUUGGAGAGUAUCUGGUCAACUGAUUUUUAUUAUUUGUCACUUUAAAUGGUACCAACAAAGUAUUGAGUACGUUACGACGAGUAAACGAAUUGGUUGUGGUCUUUCAGGCUAGAAAUAUGUGUUCCAAAAACUCCGUGUCCCAGAAGCGAUGGAAGGUUAUUUACAGCGAAAUCAAUAAGGUUUUCUUGUUUUAGGGAACAGAACAUGCCUCUGAAGUCAAACUUUCCCAACAUGGCAUAAUGUGGCGCAUUCAAAAUUUGAGUGGUUGAAAAAUUCAGCAUAAAAUUGCAGUUGACCAGAUUUGUAUGUAAUGUUAUUUCGCGAUCCCCACUAAAACGUGUGACAGGGCAGUUGACGAGAACAUAAUUAUCAUGAACUGAAGAAAAUGAGCAUGAAUUAUAAUUUCAGAAACCUUCGUCAACUAAAAGAUAUUAAAAUGCUUGCGUACAAACUUUUUCUGAUAACCAAGUUUCAUGAAAAAUCGCGCUAAACCGCGGUUUUGUUCCACAUACUGUUAGGUGCUGUUAGGUUAGGAGAUAGGUGCUCAGAAUGGUGCUUUUGUUUACUAAACAAGUGGGAAAUGUAUCAACAGGUGGUUUGUAGAUUUUGACAUAGCUGACAGCACAUAUUCAAAAUUGAGGAAGAAUGAUGCUGUUAAAAGCGAGUACACAAACCACACGCCUUUUGAUUUUGACCUGCUUUUAGCUUGGACGCAUUCUAGCAGCACGCAAGCUUUUUGCUCAAUUGAAGACGUUAGUUUUUGUGCAGCUAUAAUUUUUUUUCAACGCUUUUUGGAACAGCUUUUGAUGAGAGGGAAAAUAUUAGGAAAAGCUAUUUUUCGGAUUUCUGCUUUAUUUGCAAAGAUAAUCAGUGCCAUUUUAAGAAUCUUGAAUGAAUUUCAAUAUAAGAUGCGACGCUCCUUGAAACCGUAAUGGUGCGACAGAUCGAUUGUGAGUAAAGUAACAUUCGCGAUUACAGGAUAUUUUGUACAUAGACAUUUCUACAUCUAGGAAUUGCAUAUAUAGUUACCAAACGUGAUGCUUGGUAAGCAUAUGCCAGCUUUCCCUACCCAACAUAGGUGAUUAUUGAUCAAUUACUGUUAAACAUCGUUUUUUCAAACCCGAGGAUUGAACACGAAUCGAUAGUAGAGAAAGAAUGAAAUUAUUAGAAUAAUCUUUGAAAUGAUGAAAUUGUUUUAAUCAGAAAAUGUACAUAGAACCAGUAGGUAAACCAAUCUGAAUUGGUGGUAAUAAUUAUUCUUAAGUCAACGUGUAAUAAUUAAUUGGUUAUUAGAAUAAUUAAAAACUGUGUAUUCUUAGUAGAAGGCUUGCUAUCAUAGAAAUCAUAACACUCAAAGAUAAUAAGCGAAUGACAACUGAUCGGAAAACAGAAGCCAAGUAGGAGAAUGAAGAGAAAACAACCACAAAAAUACCUUAACCAAUAUCGUCGAAAUUAGUAGGAUAAAAUGAUCUUCAAUGACCAAUGAAUAUCGUGAAAAUCAAUGUGUUCGUUAAAUUAAUAUUAAAUUCCAUUUUCUAUUACUUUUUUAUUCCUUUCGAAGACCUGUUCUUUGCGGUAAAGAAAAAACUUGAUAUUCGAAAAGAAUAUAACGAAGAAAGGAACUUGUUACUAUUGGAAUCGAAAAAACGCGAUCACACUGAUGAUGUACGAACGGAAUCGCUAAAGGUAAUUUAUGAUGAAAUUGUUGCUUCGUACAAAUUAAUUUAUACUGCAAAACCAAGAAUUUGAAAAAGGCGCAUAACACAUUUAUUUUGGGUUGUUAAAUAAAAUUGGAUCAAUAAGA
Molecule: messenger RNA, 5132 nt
Organism: Toxorhynchites rutilus septentrionalis
Lineage: Eukaryota; Metazoa; Arthropoda; Insecta; Diptera; Culicidae
Gene: foxo
Product: forkhead box protein O
Exons: 10
Coding region: 953-2638 (561 amino acids)
Biological process (GO): regulation of transcription by RNA polymerase II
Cellular component (GO): nucleus
Molecular function (GO): DNA-binding transcription factor activity, RNA polymerase II-specific; RNA polymerase II cis-regulatory region sequence-specific DNA binding
Source: RefSeq, a predicted model, not a curated record